Messenger RNA from Nelumbo nucifera (sacred lotus), 1224 nucleotides. It is a transcript of the gene CCS, whose product is annotated as copper chaperone for SOD1. The record is from RefSeq and is a predicted model, not a curated record. Gene Ontology annotation, biological process: superoxide metabolic process. Lineage: Eukaryota; Viridiplantae; Streptophyta; Magnoliopsida; Proteales; Nelumbonaceae. Gene Ontology annotation, molecular function: copper ion binding.
AACCCAUUUUUAUAAUUUGUAAGGUAGGUAGCCUUAAUUGUCAGUCAAAAGGAAAAGCUCGCAAUGGCUUUCCUCAGGUCAUUGACAGCCGCUGCAGUAGUUGUGCCUGCAGCAUUCGCGGCCGCUACCGUGUGUUCUACCUCUUCAUCGUCGUCGUCGUCGUCUCACAUUUCUUACCCGUUUUUCUCCAAAAUCCGAAACCUUCCCUUCUUCUCCACAGCAGCAAUACACCGGCCAGAGCGCCUGGUCCUUCUCAGGAACUUCAGUCCUCCACACGCCACCGUACGUAUGGAUUCUUCACCCGCGACAGAGCAGAAAGCCCUCGAGCAGAAUGACAAGGCUUUACCAGAGCUGCUGACGGAGUUCAUGGUGGAUAUGAAGUGUGAUGGUUGUGUUAAUGCCGUCAAGAAGAAGUUGGAGACAGUCGAUGGGGUUAAAGGAGUUGAGGUAGACCUCAGCAAUCAAGUGGUCAGGGUUCUUGGUUCUUCAUCCGUGAAGACUAUGCUUGAUGCUCUGGAACAGACGGGUCGAAAAGCUAGGUUAAUUGGGCAAGGCAUACCGGAAGAUUUUCUAGUAUCAGCAGCUGUAGCUGAAUUUAAAGGUCCAGAUAUUUUUGGUGUUGUUCGUCUGGCUCAAGUGAAUAUGGAGCUGGCAAGAAUUGAAGCUAGCUUUAGUGGUCUGUCACCUGGAAAACAUGGUUGGUCUAUAAAUGAAUUUGGUGAUUUGACAAGAGGAGCAGCGAGCACCGGAAAAGUAUUCAAUCCAACGAAUCAAGCCUCUUCUGAAGAGCCAAUUGGCGACCUGGGAACAUUAGAUGCUAACGAGACUGGCGAGGUCUUCUUCUCUGGUGUCAAGAAGAUGCUGAAAGUUGCUGAUCUCAUUGGCCGAUCUAUUGUGGUAUAUGGAACAGAACAAAAAUCGGAUCCAGGCAUUGCAGCUGCAGUGAUAGCUAGAAGUGCAGGAGUUGGUGAAAACUAUAAAAAGCUUUGCACAUGCGAUGGCACCACCAUAUGGGAAUCGAGUAACAAUGAUUUUAGUGUGAGCAAAAUCUGAUAAUUAUUUAAAUGAGACUUGUAUUUCUUACCUUAAAUUUGUGUUUUUAGGUGGGUCUCUGGUUUGUCCUUCCAUCUUGAUUUCAUGAUUUGUAAUCCUUUACCGGAGGACACUACAAGAAACACUAUUCUAUGAAAUAAAAAUGGACGAGCCUCAGGACUCUUUAAGCUA